CGCACUUCUGCUCAGUCCAGUCCACUCUCCUCGCCCUCGGAUUGAUUGUGCCCCUUCCCAAAUAUGGUUCAAGAAGCCAAAUCAGAACUUGAACGCUUUUUGAAGCUCCACGCCCAGCAUGGCAACGCAGAAAAGUUAUUCUAUCAUCUUGAGAAGGCUGCUGGAUCGGAAAAGGUGCAUCAACACAACGAAGAAUUAUACAGUCUUUUUGACUUUAAACACGCUGACUCCAGAAGGCAAGGAGUGGUCACCGUUUCCUGGGAUCUCUUUACUACAGGUUCGAUAUCCCUUGAGGCACUAAUCAAGAUGCUCCGACUCAAAGCUGAUGGUCAAAAAAUCAAGACACUGAUCCAGCGUGCUCACUUCGUCCGAUUCCCCGAGCGCCACGCUUCUGAAUUGACCGAAGCAGAGAUGCUUGCCCAACUGGGGCUUUCCAGCACUUCCGCCAAACAGAUAGUUGACGCGUCGCCUAAGAUCGACUGGUCGACCGAAAUCAUCCAGCAAGGGUUCGACGCAGAAUAUCAGGGACACGAUCUGAUUGUUAUACCAACCCUAGAAACUCUUCGUCGUUAUGCAGGCCAAUGGAGAGAAGAUGCGUACGAGGCACCCUACACUUCAAUUAUCAGCCCGACCAUGAGCGGUAAAACUCGAUUGCUCAAGGAGCUGGCUAAACACGUAUGUGUGGUGUAUAUCUGUCUCCGGAAAGCAGGCUCCACUGGCCAGCCCCCUCGUUCCGACCUUGCUAGACACUUUAUCCCAGAGAAAGGACAACUGAACAUGAUACAGCACUAUUCCCACCUAUUGAUUGCAAUUCUCAAGACGGUGUAUGAUUUUUUCAAACGACCCGACAUAAGUACUAAAAGCUUGGAAGAUCAAUUAUCUGAGUGGUUUGACUACAGUUUUCAAAUCAAAAGUACUUCGAAGGUUGAAUUUAAUACAAAGGUCGAAUACAAAUUGAAUAACUUGAAAACGGCAAGCAGCUCAGAGUUGAACCUCACUUACAAUGACAUACGACUAGGCGACCUACCGACGAGGAACAAACUCGCUACUGCGGUAUCAGACGUGGAUGAAAUUAUGGAAUCUGAAAAACACGGAAAUCUCAAAGUCCUCUUGGCAAUAGACGAAGCCAGCAACCUGAUCGAUCAUACAGACAGAAGACUCCAUAUUCCAUACUUUUCCUUGUUUCGUCAGGCUUUAUCGACAAUACCUUCCUCGAUGGGGUUCUUCAGCGUCUUCACCGAUACAACGUCCCGGGUCGCCAACUUGAAUCCUACCCUAGACCGAGACCCCAGCAGCAGGUUCCACGGUCGUGGUGUUGAUUUAUUUGCGCCGAUCUACAAAAUCUCAACACUUGAUGUGUUUGUCCCAAAAGACAAGCCUAGCUCGUGGAAUGAUUUGCUAUCGCCCGAACGGCUCUUUAGCUAUGGCUGUCCAUUCUAUCUGUUGUAUUUCAAGGGUGCAAGGAAAAUAAAACCAAAAGGUGCCGUCCAAACCACGGCAAUGAUUGCUCAGGCAAAAUUACUGUUCAAGACUCAAUCCGCUUCUCCCGGAGUACUGUCUAGUCCGCAAUGUUUCGCCAUACUGGGCUCGAUCAUACAAACUCGCUUAUCUCUACACGCGCCAAUAAACUCGGAACUCAUUGCUAGUCAUGCGGCGCAUUGUAUGUUUAUUGACUCAGAGAGAAAUGAUUGUCAGCGAUUAUCCCCCACAGUUUGUCUAUGCAUCUGCAGCUAACAGAGCUCUUGCAUCUGAUGACAAGCGUUGGAUCGAGUGCAUCGAUACUCUUGCUUCCGCGGUGCAAAAAGGACUCGUUGCCCUUGGCGACACCGGAGAAAUGGCGACAAGAUUGAUCUUGAUACGCGCUAUGCAGAAAACAAAGCGGAUUUUUCACAAGAACCUCGAUAUGAUCCCAAAUGGAUACUCAGUGCGAUUGAAAGAUUUCCUUCAAACCUUGAGCGGCAAAAACCCUGACGACAUGGAAUUUGACUGUUCCGAUGAGGAAUACAGAAACAAACUCUUGGACCAUGGGCAGGUCUUUUUCAAUCACUUUACCCGGAUUUCAUAUACACCCAGCGCCACCGACUUCUUGGAGCUUUUGUACCGAGGCGUUGCGGCCCAAUGCAAGGAUCAGCAACCUGGACUUGACAAUCUUUUCACCAUCUAUCUCGCACCCCCAUCCACAUCUCACUAUUCAAAGCUAGAUCUAAGCAAUAUCACAUUUUGCGGUGUUCAAACAAAAAAUCGGAUGGGUUCAGUUCGCAUGGAUGAGAGUCACCACUGGUCCAAAAGCUUUGCCGAAAUUGAAGGCAUCAACAAUCCCUAUCUUAUUCUGUUAUUCAGUUUGAAAGCCACCUCUAGUCAAGUAACCUGGAAGCCUCCGGAACUCAAGGAAGACGCCCAAAGAGUUGCUUACCAGUUUGUCUUACGCCUGAAAUGCGCUCUGGGCUAGAGCGGCUGAUAACCGCAAUACCAGACGACUUACUGAAUCUUCACGAUAAAUGCAACCAGCAUACCAAAGAUUGGGUCAAACAAUUGACCCCAGUCUUCUAUCCAAGGGCUCCCGAAGAACAGACACCUCAGUCACCUGAACCUUCCCUGUCUAAACGUCCCGCACCAGAACCUCCCCUGAAACCAGCUCAACUCCCAGCAGCAAAAAAGCAGUCAAACAGAACCCAACAGGUGACCAAGCAAACCUGGGCACCUUCCCCAAAACCACCUAAACGUCCUGCACCUGAACCUCCCCAGAAGCCAUACAACCUCCGAGCGCCAAAAAAGCAGUCAAGCAGAACCUAGAAGGGGUCCAAGCAAACCUGAUGAAUCUCUCCAAUCAUUCCGGAGCUCAGACACUCUCCCUCCUUGGAUCUGGACAAGCCUUUCCGCCGACAUUUCAACUACCAGCAAUCACACUGCCCUUUGAUUUCUUGCUCUUUUCUCAUCAUCUGCACUAUGCUCUUUUCAUCAAACAGUCUUGCUCUCUGCUCCUCCUCCUUGCUCAUGCAUUCCAUCAGUCCCAAAAUAACUUACACUGCUUAUUUGACAUUCCAUUUUUUUAACAUCUUGAUCAUCCGUUGUUACCAGCCAAAAAAAAACUGCUUUGUGAGGUCUAAAAUAAUUUCAGACAAUAACAGGAUGACUUGUCUCAGCUUCAUGCAUGUGUCCAAUCAGCCCUGAAACCCCUGAAAAUAAAAGAGCACAG
Puccinia graminis f. sp. tritici CRL 75-36-700-3 is the source of this 3196-nucleotide messenger RNA. RefSeq lists its product as uncharacterized. NCBI's taxonomy places the organism in Eukaryota, Fungi, Basidiomycota, Pucciniomycetes, Pucciniales, Pucciniaceae. The transcript has 4 exons. The record is from RefSeq and is a predicted model, not a curated record. Bases 64 to 1734 code for a protein of 556 amino acids.